Molecule: messenger RNA, 1400 nt
Organism: Penaeus monodon (black tiger shrimp)
Lineage: Eukaryota; Metazoa; Arthropoda; Malacostraca; Decapoda; Penaeidae
Product: carbohydrate sulfotransferase 5-like
Biological process (GO): sulfur compound metabolic process; N-acetylglucosamine metabolic process
Molecular function (GO): N-acetylglucosamine 6-O-sulfotransferase activity
Source: RefSeq, a predicted model, not a curated record
GGGAGAUUUAAGAAAAAUGUCUCUACCCAUAGCCAGAUAAAUCGAGUCGACUUUAUCUUUUAUUUACCCUUUGUAAAUAUGUUUACAAUCGUAUGUGUGUGUGUGUGUGUGUGUGUUUAUGCACACAGACCUGUCCAUUUCCACAAAGAAGUGCACAAAACAUAAAUAUUAUAAACUUUCCUCAAACUAGAUUGGUGAGGAAGACGCGCAGAACAGUGGCCGAGUUACACACAGGAAAAAGUGUCCAAAACUCGCGUGCCCCCGAAGAGCUUCGCGAACCACUUCCCUCUAAUGUUUUCCUUCUGCCUUGCCUCCGCUGAGUACAAGGCUCGGUGGCUCUUAAGACGAUGGUGAAUAGGAAACGCUUUUCCACGUUUCGUUCUUUUGUGAUUUUCUCGUGUUUCGUGUACUCGAUUGUAUUGAUACUGCAGUCUGAGUGGCGCUCGUCACCAGCAAGGGAAUUCGACGCACACCUCACAGGACGAGGCGCCCCGUCCAAGGGAGUGCUGCUUCUGACGCAGAUGCGCUCGGGUUCCUCCUUCACGGGUGUCCUUUUGACAGCGGCGGCCUCAACGUUUUACACCGAGGAGCCCGUGAGAGAUUUCAUGCUGUUCCCUCCGUCCAGUCCAAAGGACAUCGCCAAGGCCUUGCAACUUCUGCGGGACGUUCUGCGCUGCAGGUUCGUCGCGCGCCCCGACUACUACGAGAAGCGCCUCAUGCUGAUGCACUACCACGACGCGAACACCGGCAGCCUGUGCUCGUUCUCCCAGGAGCUGUGCAUGUCGCCGCUCAUCACCGAGACGAUGUGUCUCGCCGCCCACGCCCGCCUGGCGAGGGUCGUGGUGCUGGAUCUGGAAAGCGCGGCGCCCGUCCUCCAGGACUCCGACCUCGACACCCAUGCCAUCCACCUGGUGAGGGAUCCGCGCGGCGUUCUGUCCUCCAGGGAAAAGCUGAGCAAGUACGGUUACUUCACAGGAACAGCCCUAAACGCCAGCUCCGUCUGCGACAGGUACCGGAGGGACCUGAGAGGAGCGGCAGCCGUGAAGGCCUCGGUCCCGCACAGAUACACUCUCCUGAGGUACGAGGACCUGAGCCUCAACACAACGCUCGAGCUCCGCCGUCUGUAUGACAUCCUCGGCCUCGCCUACACCGCCAGAGUCGCUUCCAAGGUUGCCUACCACACCCUGGGCAUGGCCGAUGACCUCUCCUACAGCUACGGCACAACCAGGGACUCUAAGGCGACGGUCUUCCGCUGGCGAAGUCGUCUCUCCUUCGCCGAGAUGAAGGAGAUACAGGACGCUUGUCUGGACGUCCUGCAGGCGUAUGGCUACCGGGUCUUCGCCUCGAAGGAGGAGUACGAGGACCAGGCUCUUGAGGUCUUGGUUCCUGUCAAGGCCUGA